Molecule: messenger RNA, 5987 nt
Organism: Lampris incognitus (smalleye Pacific opah)
Lineage: Eukaryota; Metazoa; Chordata; Actinopteri; Lampriformes; Lampridae
Product: FYVE, RhoGEF and PH domain-containing protein 5-like
Exons: 21
Coding region: 160-4707 (1515 amino acids)
Cellular component (GO): cytoplasm
Molecular function (GO): guanyl-nucleotide exchange factor activity; metal ion binding
Source: RefSeq, a predicted model, not a curated record
CAUGGAAACGGAUCAGUCAAGUCCUGCGCUCCGUGACGCGCACACGCCUCGGCCGGGAUCAGCCAGCUCUCCUCUUAACAGCCUCGUACUUCAGCCGGCUCUUCUUCUCCGGACACUGCCGCUCUUGAGGACGAGCCCUGUGAUGGUUCCGACCCUGAAAUGAACACAGACUACAGCAAGCCUCCUUUGGCUCCAAAGCCAAAACUUCUCUGUCACGCCAGCCUCAGGCUCAGCUCCCCCCUCAUGUCCAGAGCCGCUUCUGCAGCAAGGGGCCCCAAACCCCCUGUAGCCCCGAAACCCAAAGUUUCAAAUGACCCCAAUGGAGGAGAUGCCCUCAUCCCUAGCGUGCCAGAGGGGUGCAAUAAUGGAGGCUCGCUGGCGUCGGAUGAGGAAGCUGUUCAAGAGAAUGAGCCAGAGAGUAGUCCAAGCAGAGCGGUGCGUGAGGAGUCACUGGUAAAACAAAAGUUUGGCUUCUACUUCCUGGGCUCAGGACGAAAAAAAUCACCUCAUUAUUUACUGGAGGAAGCGGGGAGAGAGGUGGGGGAAGAGGAGGAAAACGGGAUGCAGGAGACGGAGGAGGAGCGGAGAUUUACCGACAGCCCUCCGGCGGAAGGGGCAGACUCUUUAAAAACUCAUCAGGCGGGUGAUGCCGGGCCCGACGCGCACCCCACGGACGCUGUGGAUUUAACCGACGUAGACAUGGCUGAGGAUAUGGACGGUGAGGGCUGUGAUGCGGGCGAGGCGCUGGCUGACACAGAUGGCCUCUCUGUGGGAGACUUCUCGGUGGCCAGCAAUGAGGAGGGCGAGGCCGCCUGCCGCUCUGGUGGAAAAGUGCCCUGGCUGGAGAAUGCAGACGUGAAGGGUUUGGAGUUUAGGCUCCAAUGCAAGGGGAACGGAACAGCUGACUGCACAAUUGACACGUUAACCGAGUCUCUCAUAGAAGAACCCGUUGAUUUACUUGUUAAUAAAAACACGGAGGCCAUUGUUAGCCAACAGAUGGUGCUUAGAGAGGGAGAGGAAGCAGAAGAGCUAUCAGCGCUUAACCAUGGCGUUAGUUGUAACACCUCGAAACUGGAGUAUGGUCAUGAAAUCAAGGAGAGGGCUGAAAACUUGCAGUCCUUCUCUGUCAUUAAUAAAGAGCACACGACUGUCUACGACGCCGUUCCUGAACACCAGGAACAGCUCCUGGACAAAGAUGCGGGAUGUGUUGUCUUACAGCCCUAUCACGUGUCUUCUGAAGACAUAGACAGAUGCCCAAGACCAGUAGAUGACAAUGCAAACGGACUAUGGAAGAACCUGCUUACAACACAGACAUAUUUAAACAACAACACUGUAUUACCUGGUGAAUGUGAGGCAAUGUAUGGAGAGGACACACUGUGUAGGCAACCUGAAGACAAUGGCCGGACAAAAUUUGUGUCUUCUGACGUUUACUUGGAUAUGGACAGUGAUGACAGGAACAUAACAAGGCCAUGUAAGAGAUGGACGUCUUUUAAGCGUGAAGAACAGGAAUCUCAGACAAUGGAGGCUUUGGUGGACCACACUGAGUGCCAGCCAAGGUUCAGGCUCAUGUCUAUUACAGUACCCACAGACACCGAUACCUCUACGAUGUCAUCUGUCUCAGAAAAGCAACUGCUCUCCACCACAGACUCUGACGUCUUCAAAAACGAGGAGGACCUCGAGGGUCAUAUAGUCCCAUUUCUAGACGACACCACUGAUACAGAGCAGGACAGCAGCGAUGAACACAUCUACGAGGAGGCUGGGCAUGAUCUGGACCCUUUUGACAAGAAGGCCACGGUGAUGCAAUCCUGCUCACUGAUGGGUAAAGCGCCAACUUAUUUGGCUGGGACGGGAUCACAGACCAGCGUGCUGAUGCAUUGUAAGGGGGGAGUUGACGGAAAGAGACCUCCGCUGAGCAGCAGUCCAAUGUUAAACACAGCCAAGAUCUACUCCAGACCUCGACUUUCCCUGUACCCACGCUCCUUCUCUGUGGAGGGCCCGGAUGGGUCUCUGUACGCACGCAGGGGGAGGGAGGGCUCCCCAGGGGACAGGAGGGAGGACAGUCUCUCUUUGCCCUAUAUCUUUACCUCAUCUAGUAGCCUUUCUCAGCGCUCACCACUGCCGUCCAGCGGCCUGUCGACGCCUACGUCUGUGGUGGACAUCCCUCCUCCGUUCGAGCUGGCCUACAUUACCAAGAAGCCCAUCACCAAAAGCUCCCCCUCCCUACUCACUGAGGGAGACUCGCCAGACAAAAACAAGAAAAAGAAAUCUUCCAUUAAGCGUUUCCUAUUGCUCAAGUUCAGGAGGAAAUCGGAGAACAAGCUCGUACCGGAUGGCAACCCGCCAUCGACGAGGUCCUCAUCAGAGUCCAGCCACCACAACACCAGCCGGCAGCUAGAUUUAGACGAGCACAUCAUAGGUAGUUCUCCGCAACUUAACUCUCGCUCUGCUACUAUGUCCCAGAUCUCAAACCAGUCCCCUUCUACCUUCUUGUAUGACCAAGAUGGUAAAAGAAUACGCACCUCUGUCGCCUUUCUAAAUCGCAGUGUUGUCCGGGUGGAGUCAUUUGAGGACCGCUCCAGGGUGCCCUUUGUACCUCUCCCUCUGACCAAGCCUCGCUCUAUCUCUUUCCCCACCGUGGACGCCUCAGAUUAUGAGAAUAUUCCUGCCAUUAGCUCGGACUAUGAGAACAUUCAGGUGCCGCGCCAGAGGCCUGUUCGGCAGGGGACCUUCCCCGAGUUCUUCGAUCGUCCGAGUCGAAUGCUGUCCUCCGCCAAUGAUACGGAUGGCUAUGUGGACAUGAGCAGCUUCACUGGAUUUGAGAGCAGAACUCAGUCUUCUGAGCAGGAAGCCGAGAGUGCCUAUACAGAAGCUUACAAAGUGUGCUUGGUGGCUGCGCCUCCUCUCUGUGGGACGGUGGGUGAGGAAGAGGGGGACGCAGCUGGUGAGGAUGACCAAGGACACACGUCUGAGGAAGAGGAGGGAUGGGGAGAGAGCAUCUACGACAGACAGCCUGACGGGCGGUCCAGGGCCUUCUACAUCGCCAGGGAGCUGGUGGACACGGAGAGACUACACGUGAGAGCGCUCAAGCUUCUUCAAGAAGACUUCCGGGAAGCGGUGGGGGCCGCGGUGGGGGAUGAGGGGGACCCCGUGUUGGACGAAGACAGACUGAGGGAGAUCCUCAACGAGCUUCCUGAUGUUUACACCUUACACCGCAGAAUCCUCACGGAGCUGGAGAACCGCAUCCGGAACUGGGAGGAGGGCCAGAGCAUCGCAGACGUCCUCCUGUCCAGGAAGGCGGAGUUCCUGGUCUUUACAACUUACAUCGGCCACUACGACCGCAGCAUGAGCCUGCUGGAGGACAGCUGCCGCACCUCGCCUGCGUUUGCCGCUAUUGUUCAGCUAUUUGAGCAUCAGAGUCCAGCGGGCCAGAACAUUUCCCUCCAGCAUCAGCUGCUGCAGGUCAUCGUGCGGGUGGCCCAGUACCGCAUGCUGCUAACCGAUUACCUAAACAACCUCUCUCCAGAUUCCCAAGAGUAUGAGGACACACAAGCUGCUGUUGUGAUGGUGUCCGACAUUGCGGAUCAAGCAAGUGACAGUUUGAAAAAUGGGGAGAACCUGUUGCGUCUGGUCAACAUAGAGUACAGCGUCCGAGGCCAGAGGGACCUGCUGCAGCCUGGCAGGGUAUUUGUGAAGGAGGGUACCCUGAUGAAGGUCAGCAGGAAGAGUAGGCAGCCUCGCCAUCUGUUUCUGAUGAACGAUGUGCUGCUGUACACCUACCCACAGCAGGACGGCAAAUACAGACUGAAGAACAGUCUGUCGCUCACAGGGAUGAAGGUCAGUAAACCUGUCGUGGACAAUGUGCAGAAUGCGCUGAAGAUCGAAGCGACAGACAUCUCCAUCACUUUGUCAGCAAGUUCUUUCAGUGAAAGAGAGGACUGGUUUUAUUCUCUGACCCGAGCUGUGAGCGACCACGCCAGAGGCUCGGCAGCGUUCAGCAGCUACCCAGCAGAGGCCAGAGAGCGUCUGUGGCUGCCUCUAGGAGAGAAGGCUCCCACCCUUGUGCCAGUGUCUCAGGUGGUGAUGUGCAUGAACUGCACCUCUGACUUCAGCCUCACUCUGCGCAGGCACCACUGCAACGCCUGCGGGAGGAUUGUUUGCCGAAGCUGCUCCAGAAACCGUUAUCCCCUGAAAUACAUGAAGGACCGCAUGGCCAAAGUCUGUGACCACUGUUACAGCGAACUCCAGAAGAGAGGGGGAGACGUGUCUACACUGUCGGGUAAUAACAGCCCUCGACCGAACCGCUCCAGCCGUCCUCUCUCUGCCAUGUUCCAGAACAUUCACCCUCCAAGCCUCUGGAGGCAUCGCAAAGGCACUGCCUUUCUGAACCAGAUGAGCGUGUCGGAGGAGGGCUCCAUCAGCGGCAGUCUGCAUCGCAGUAAGAGGAGCAAAAGAAACUGGAAGAGACUGUGGUUCCUGCUCAAAGACAAGGUGCUUUACACCUACCGCGCUCAAGAGGAGAAGGUGGCAUCAGAGACGUUGCCUCUGCUGGGCUUCACGGUUAAGCUGCCUGACAGGCCGCAGGGAGAGGAGGAGUCCACCGUGUUCCAGCUUUACCACAAAAAGACUUUGUAUUACACCUUUAAGGCUGAGGACAACCACACGGCCCAGAGGUGGGUAAAUGCCAUGGAGGAAGCCACAGUUUUAUAGGGUAAAGCCACUGCGGGUGGUUGGAUGAAAAAGGACCAUCCGUCACUCCCAUUUCCGCACUACUUGGUGGACAUCUUGACCUUCCUCCGCUCUGAGUUUGUGUCCCGAGGAAGGGCUGCGUGUGACAAGAAAAAGAGGAGUAGAAUGAAGAACGAUGGCUGCGUUGCAGUGUGUUUCAGGGCUGCAACCUACCCGACCACGCUUGGGGAGGGGGACACGCUGUGUUCUGCGGCGUGAGAAGGGACACGAUCACCUACUUUGUCGACCUCGAGUGUUCCCGGCCCGCUGCCACGGCAGGUGUGACGUGGAGGGCCGGGCGAGGCGGCGGCCCACAUACGCGCCGUUCUGCAACACACGGUCCGCAGCACACAGGACUACGGUGGCACCUGCUCCUGUGCACGGACUAGACCACAUCCACACCGCGGCCAACAGCCUUUACUGUUCUCAGCGUCGAGCGGGGGGAUGCUAAACAAUUUCAGUUAUAACAGAAAUUAUUUAACGUUUUCACGAAUUUUCAACGACUCUGAUAUAUCUGUUGAAACAGUGUCAAAGCCACUGAAUAAAGCAGAAUUCUGCGAAAUUACUUUUUUUUCUCUCCCUGUUAUCUGCAGGGCUGCCAUAAAUCCAAGUGAUAAAUCUCAAUGAACCCAAACUACAUAACGGACAUAUUAUAUAACCGCCUUUAGUUAGAGAAUUAAUUUCAUACGUCUUUAUUUUCAGCAGAUAUUGUUCACUAAACCAGAGUAAAUUACUUCCUAUGCCCAGUAUAUGUAGGCACAGGUUGCCUUAAAACAUGAAUGAUAUCUGGUUAUUUGUAUGAAAGUGUUUGCAGCAAUCUCGUGUGCAGUGCUGUGGAAGAUGGCUGCAGCCCUAGCCAGUAGACUUAACACACACAUAUGUAGGGACUUGGCAUAUAUAUAUAUAUAUAGGUUACUUGCUUUUUUUGCACUGACAUAAAGGAGAAUGAACCUGAGAUGUAACCUGAAUGUAAGUGUGCCUUUUAUUUGUUAAGUCAUCAACGUAUCACGUCUGUUCUUGUGUGCCAAAAGGGCCAAAGCUUUCAGUUACUGUACUUAGCUAACUUUAUUUUGUCCAGUUUAUGUCUUUAUUAUUUUGAUGUGUCAUGUCAAGAAGCGCUCAGCUCCCAGUUGUAUUCUUCAUGUUCACUUGAAUCACCCAUGUGUCUAAUCAAUGUCUUGGACUUUGCACUGUACUUGAGUUAUUUAAGUUUAUUCCUAAUAUCAGUAAUUCUGAAUUAAGUAAAGCAAGUAAAAAUUGGA